GAACUAAGGCCCUUGCUAAACGAGGAAGCAUGGAUGUUUCCAGAAACAUUUUACCGCGAGCAUUGUUUCCCAGUUUAGCCAUGUGUAAAACAUUGAUGCAUGCUACAAAUUUUGCUUCCAAAACGCAAAAAAUGUUUUUGCUGUGCGGCAGAAACAUUUCAUGUUUCCAAGACGCAUGAAAAAACAUUGUUUCCCGAUGUUUCCUGACAGUUUUGCCACCUUAGGAAACAUAGAGAAACAUGUUUCUGGACCUAACACUAACUUACGUAUCGUUAGUCUGGGCACUGUAUGAACCUGUGUGAUUGUCCAUCAGUAGAAUUGUAUAUUUAGCUACGAAUCCUUCAAAACGUAAUUGCUCUAAACUGUCUUAAAUACGAGGAUUGUCAAAAACGAAUGUUUCAAAUGAAAUAACACAGCACUAUAUUCCAGCCUACAAGAAUGCAAGUGUUCCAACAAGCAUUAACUCAAGUCCAUCCAAGUAGUUUUAAUCCAGAAGCCUGUCAACAUAUACGGCAAAUCAGAUUAAGCAGUGAUGUAUCUAGCAUAUUGAGGACAAUCAAAGAGAAUGGCAGCAAUGUUUUUAUUAUCCUUGGUGAACCCGGCACUGGUUGUUCAACCCUGGUCCAAGGGCUGUGCCAGUGUCUUUGUAACACAAAAACCAUUAAAGAAUCUGACAUAUUGUAUCUAUCUUUAAACCAAGGUUGUAGUAAUGCAUCACUAUGGGAUUUUAUGGGUAAAUUAGCAAAAGAGAGAAAUGAUCAAGAAUCUGCCGCUAAAUUUACCCAAACAUCUUUGAAAAUUGACAUAAAGAUCAAAGCAUUAUCUGAAUUUCUUGAACAACACUGGAAAGUCAUCUGUGUUGAUAAUGCAGAUUAUAGUGAAAGUUGGAUACUGGAUUCAUUUCUUGGUGAUGUUUUAAAAACAUGUAAAGCAACAAGUUUUCUCGUGCUGCAGACACAAACACAUGGCCUGCAUAUAAAAUAUCCUACAACUGACAUUGUUUCCAGUACUAUUUCAGUGAAUGGGCUAACGGAAUCUUCUUCUAAAGCCUUGGCUUCAACACUGUUACAUCCACAUGUUCUAAAGGAUGAGGACAUCACCAGCCUUUGUAAUUUUGUAAAAUACAAUCCAUUUGGAAUUAAACUUCUUUGUGGACUUUUGAAAGGCCAAAAUGAAGAUGUGGUUACAUCUGAAAUAUUACRAAAUCAGCACUCAACAGAGCUUCUCAAUGUUCAGGGUUGUGCUUUGGACAGAUUUUUUGAGUUGGCUGGCAAAGCUUUAAAGGUAUCAAGUAUUGAUAUGUUAUAUAAGCUUAGUAGUCUACGCCGACCACUGCCUAUGCUAGAAGAGAAUUCUGAGGUUAAAGAACUAGCAUUAGCAAAGCUUCUUUGCAUGAAGAAAGAAGGCAAUGUACAAUGCAUUUAUCUUCAUCCAACCUUGAAGAAGUACUUGUCAAGCAAAAAGAAUUCACGCAGCUAUAAAGAGACAGACUUUGAUGUUCUUCAACAUUGGCUUUCUCUUGUUUCCAACAAAGAUCUUCAAAAACUGAUAUGUGAAGCUGAAAACAAUGAUUGGCCCUUUGUCCCUGAAAAGUGGCAGUUUGUCCAAGAUGUUAGCAAAGAACAGGGUACUAAUGUGAAGGAAUCCAUUGUUUCUAUUAACACCAACAUCCCCACUAUAACUGAACUCCAAAUUCUACAAGAAUGUUUGUAUCACUCUUAUAUACAGGACAAUUUCCAGAAAUUGGCAGCUGUUUUAUUUGUUCUCGAUCGGUUUCUUUUCUGGCAAGGAGAUACCAAAACAUCAAUGGAUAUAGUCACUCACAUUCAAAAGAAAAGUCCUCAGACUGCAAUUGCCCCACAACUAUUGGUCAGAAAAGCCCGAGUUCUGAAAAAUGAAGGGAAUCUUAGAGUUGCAGAAGAAAUACUCGACGAAAUACUCGACGAAGUAACCAGAGAAAGUCAUGGGGUUGGUCGAUGGAGGUACAAAACGCGAGAUCAAUUCCAACUAACCAAAGCCGCGUGUAUUCAGUUGAAGGGAGAAAUACAGUAUAGCCUUGGAAACUGGCUCAAGUCUGCAGAGCUUCUUCUUCAAUCCAUUGAAUUAUUUGCAACUCUUUCAAGGCCAGAUAAAAAGGGACUCUCCCUUGGGUAUGGAUUGUUAUGUCCAUGCCUGCGUAACAUGACUGUGCAAGAUUAUUCUUCCUUGGCGAAUUCCUUUGGUCUUGUCAAAUGCCAUCCCUUACUUGCUGCGUACAUCAGUGCCCAAGAAGCUGCCAGGUCGUCUACAUACACCCCGAUGUUCUUUGUCAGGCAUAUUUGUCAUGCGGGGGAAGUAAUGAUGCAGUUCAUCAAACUUUCAACCCUGGAGGACGAAAGACRGCAGCUGUUGAAAGUUGCCACUGAAGAUAUAAGAGACAGUAUCCAAUCCCAUCAAACCUACGAGGCACUCACAAGCAGGGAACAGUUCUACAUUUUUGUUUUAGCAUCAUACAAACUAAGUUUGGCCUUGCUAGAUUUACAGACAACAGCUGAACAAGAAACAGGCCAUAGACUGAAUGCCAUCUCCGUGGAGCUGUUUGAGCAUUACUGUUCCUCUAGUGGUCAUGUGAUCAUUAAUGACCAUGUUAUUGGAUUAAUAGACAAGUGCCUGACUUUGCUUGGUUUAGAGAAAUUUCAUAAAGAAAAUCUUCCCAAUGCAGGCGAAAUGCUUCUAAAGUACUAUACCAGGCGUUCAGCUGAACGUCUGAAAGAAAACACGCGCCUCACCGUUAUGGGAUUAUUUACAAAGGGACACGUUCCUCUUUCGCCAGCAUCACCGACGAUUUAUGAUUAUCCAGAAAGUAGUGUAGAAAUUCGACAUCGUUUACUAGGUACGAAUGUUGACGACACCRCACAACACAGAACAGACAAGACAGUGGAUCGUUAUGCUGCAACAUUAGAAGGAGAUGUAGAGGAAGCCAUUUCAGGGGUUAAGCAGGACAAAUCAAGCUAUGGUAAGACUGUCGACCGAUAUUCAGCUACAGUAGAGGACGACGAAGAAGAAACGCAUCCGGAUAAGGCAAGAUCAGGCGAUGGCAAAACUGUUGAUCGACAUGCAGCUAAGGUAGAGGACGAUGUAGGGGCAGAGCAUCAAGACAAGGACAAGCCAUGCGAUGGUAAGACUGUUGACCGAUAUUCAGCUACAGAAGGGGACGACGAAGAAACGCAUCCAGACAAAGCAAGAUCAGGCGUUAGCAAAACUGUUGAUCGACGUGCAGCUAAGGUAGAGGACGAUGUAGGGGCAGAGCAUCAAGACAAGGACAAGCAAUGCGAUGGCAUGACUGUUGACCGAUAUUCAGCUACAGUAGAGGACGAAGAAGAAGAAACGCAUCUAGACAAAGCAAGACCAGGCGAUAGCAAAACUGUUGACCGACAUGCAGCUAAGGUAGAGGACGAUGUAGGGGCAGAGCAUCAAGACAGGGACAAGCAAUGCGAUGGCAGGACUGUUGACCGAUAUUCAGCUACAGUAGAAGACGACGAAGAAGAAACGCAUCCAGACAAGGCAAGAUCAGGCGAUGGCAAAACUGUUGAUCGACAUGCAGCUAAGGUAGAGGACGAUGUAGGGGCAGAGCAACAAGACAGGGACAAGCAAUGCGAUGGCAAGACUGUUGACCGAUAUUCAGCUACAGUAGAGGACGACGAAGAAAAAACGCAUCCAGACAAAGCAAGAUUAGUAGAAUGCAAGACUGUUGAACGAAAUGCAGCUACAGUAGAGGACCAUGCAAAGGAAGGGGGAAAAGACAAGGGCAAACCAAGCGAUGCUAGGACUGUUGACCAAUAUUCAGCUACAGUAGAGGACUAUGUAGAGGAAGUGCAUUCAGAAAGAGGCAGGCCAAGCGGUUGCGAGACUACGGACCAACGUUCAGCUACAAUAGAUGGAGAUGAGGUGGAAGCCAUUUCAGAUAGAGCCAACACAGUYGACGAGUACGCAUUUCUUAUAAGUCGUACUGUGGAGGGCGAUUCAGCUGUAAUCGUUCAAAGCUUGAUAGAAGAAGCAGUGUCUUUACCAUCACAGACUUUUGAAUUACCAAGAACCGUACAUAGUAGUACUCAUUACCACGGUACCAAAAGGGAUGAAGAAGUGUUAAAAACACCUCGAGAUGCCAUUUUAUGGAAAUAUGACUAUCCAAGCAGCCAGUGGAGAGGCCAGCCAACAAUGGUAUACAUUGAUGAUCGCUUGCAACUUGAUAAAGGAAAGGAAGGCGCCCAAAGAGAUGUUUUCAASGCUGUGUUCAUCAAUCAAGACGAGCCUUUAGGAAGAUAUGUGGCGAAGCAGUACAGAAAGAAAGUCAACCUUCAUCAGUACGAAAAUGAUGUGUUGAGUCAAAUGACUGCUAGACAUUAUGUAGCUUUGUUCAACCAAAGCCUCAUCCAAGCAGCGAAAGAUGCUACUGUAGGAGAGAUCCAGUUCCUUCCAGUGGUUCUCCUCCAGUUGUUUGACUCAUCUGGCGGUGUGACCCAAGUCUUCAAUGCAGAACCCUACAUGUCAGGGGAGUUUACUAAAUUAACAAACAAYGUUGACUGGAAAAAUGAACAAAGAAGAACAGAUCUGGUUCUGGCCUACAGCCAUUUUACUUACCAAGCUUCCAAUGGCAAGCUGAUUAUUGUAGACAUACAGGGAUGGGCUCCACAUGAUGAGAAGGGCUGUACCUUUUUAACUGAUCCACAAAUCCAUUCUACAGUUUAUAAAUGUUUUGGGACAGGAAACCUCGGGAAAAGGGGUUAUCAAAAUUUCUGGAAGAUGCAUUCAAAAUGCAACAAAAUAUGUCAAAUGCUUGGGCUCAAUAGACCCUCUAUUAUGUAAGAAUAAUUUUAAAUUAUGAGAACCACUUAUGAGACAGGUGUAUAUAUCACAUUUUUCUCUGCAAUAUAUAGUAUAGAGAAUACACGUGUGUAAGGAGACGAGUUGCUUUCAAGUUUAUUCAACAAUAUGCCAUUGUGUACA
Molecule: messenger RNA, 4986 nt
Organism: Actinia tenebrosa (Australian red waratah sea anemone)
Lineage: Eukaryota; Metazoa; Cnidaria; Anthozoa; Actiniaria; Actiniidae
Product: alpha-protein kinase 1
Biological process (GO): protein phosphorylation
Molecular function (GO): protein serine/threonine kinase activity; ATP binding
Source: RefSeq, a predicted model, not a curated record